This is a messenger RNA of Brienomyrus brachyistius, 3399 nucleotides long. Its product is annotated as kinesin-like protein KIF20A. Gene Ontology annotation, biological process: microtubule-based movement. Gene Ontology annotation, molecular function: ATP hydrolysis activity; ATP binding; microtubule binding. The transcript is spliced from 18 exons. Lineage: Eukaryota; Metazoa; Chordata; Actinopteri; Osteoglossiformes; Mormyridae. The record is from RefSeq and is a predicted model, not a curated record. Gene Ontology annotation, cellular component: nucleus; kinesin complex; microtubule. The coding region runs from base 153 to 2882 and encodes 909 amino acids.
AUUGCUAGCUGGCCAGCGGGCGAGUCAGAGUGGACGUACCUGGACGUCGGACGGCGUUGUUAUAUUGUGGCCAAUAAGCGGUUUAUGUCCUUUUCUUUUUCUUCAAAUCCGAGAAGGGAAGAUCUACGCCUUUGGUAAAAUAAGAAAACACCAUGGCAGCGUGCUUAGCGGUACCUCACGCUGCUCUCUCGGACGAGGCUGCAUCCAUCAUGGAGUCUACGGCUGUGGAAGUCACAGACCACAUCGGACCAAGGAAGGGCGGGACCGCCCUGCCUGAGAUCUCAUUCAUCUCACCUGGGCUGGAGAAUCCAGCACGAAAUGGAGAGGAGACUGACGCUGUAAAACAGGACAGUGCGCAGGAGGACGGUGGCAGGGAUAGAGUUCGGGUAUAUUUACGUAUUCGUCCUCUGAUAGGAAACGAGGAUGAAAGAGGAGAGGAGCAGGGAUGCGUUUGUGUCCAAGACAAGCAAACGUUGGUUCUCAGAGCCCCGAGGGACUCCUUCAACAUGAAGAGCUCGGACAGAGGGGUUUCCCAAAGCAAGCAUUGCUUCACCUUCACACAGAUCUUCGGUCCCGAGACGGGACAGCAGGAGUUCUUUGAGAGCACGAUGAAGGAGGCCGUCUGGGAUGUCCUGCGGGGUGACAGCAGGUUGCUCUACACCUACGGGGUCACCAACUCGGGCAAGACCUACACCGUGCAGGGGACCGGCCGGGAGCCGGGGCUGCUCCCCCGGACACUGGUGGCCUUGUUCCAGAAGCUGGGGGCUCGUCUGUACCCCACCCCAGACCUGAAGCCUGUUCUGUGCCAGGAGGUGCGGUGGCUGAGCCGUGGCGAAGUCCGGGCCGAAGAGAUCCGCAGGGAUGCCCUGCUCAGCGAGGCGGAAUCCCCCGUUUCCCAUAAUUCCCGACUGCGGGGCGACAGCAGCACCAGCAGUGACAGCGGUAUCGGAGGCCUGUCCAUGGCAGAGGGUGAGGCCCUGCAGUAUGACUCGUCACCUGUCGGACUCUCGGCUGCACCGAUGACCGGCGCCUCUCCCUCAUCCCCAGACUCGGCCAGUCUCUUCUUGGAUGCCAACAGCCUGUCUGGCAGCGGUGCGGAGGGCCUUCCGGAAGGCGUGCGCUUUUCCAUCUGGGUGUCCUUCUUCGAGAUCUACAAUGAGUUCCUGUACGACCUGCUGGGGGCGCCAUCGCCCCGGAAGAGGGCCACGCUGCGGCUGUGUGAGGACAGAAAUGGCCAGCCCUAUGUGAGAGACCUGACCUGGGUGCAGGUCCGCAACGCCGAGGAGGCCUGGAAAGUUCUGAAAGUGGGCCGGCGGAACCAGAGCCUUGCGAGCACCCACUUGAACCACAGCUCCAGUCGCAGCCACAGCAUCUUCUCCAUCCGUUUGCUCCACGUGCCCCCGGAUCACGGCCCAGGACGGGCCCCUCAGAUCAGCGAGCUGUGUGUGUGCGACCUGGCCGGAUCCGAACGCUGCAAGGAGCAGCGUGACGGCGAGCGGUUGAAGGAGGCGAGCAGCAUCAACACGUCACUGCACACGCUGGGCCGCUGCAUCGCAGCCCUGCGCUACAACCAGGCCUGCCGGUCACGGCCCCCCCUGCUGGUGCCCUUCAGGGACAGCAAGCUAACCCGCGUCUUGCAGGGAUUCUUCUGCGGCCGCGGCCGCUCCUGUAUGGUGGUCAACAUCAAUCCCUGCGCUUCCAGCUACGACGAGACGCUACACGGCCUGAAGUUCUCCGCCUUGGCCACGGAGCUCGUCCACGUGCCUUCCACCAAGACGCGUGUGGCCUACAUCCUGUCCCUGCUGCAAGAGUCUGACCGCCAGGCCAACAUGGGCGCCGUGGCUGAGGAGGAAGAGGAGGAAGACUGCGAGGAAGACGAGGCCGACCUCUCCAUGUUCGACUGCGAGGCCCUGCUGCGUGCCAUAGAGGUGCUGAAGGCGGAGGUGCAUCGCCAGCGGAGGGAGAAGGAGGAGCUGGAGGCCAGGGUGCGGGAGCAGGUCUGCUCAGAAAUGAUGGAGGUCAUCCGGCGAAUGCAGGACGACUUUGGCGAGACACUGGAGGCCGAGAGGGCGCUGCUGGAGGAGAAGCAUGAGGAGAAGGUCUCCAACCUGCAGACGAGCCUCAGGAAGUACUAUAUGCAGGAGAUGGAGGAGCGGGACGAGCAGAUCCAGGAGCUGACCGCCGAGCUGCAGGGCAGGAGGGAGACCAAAGCUUUUCCUGGGGGCCCAGACCCCCAGAGACCCCGCCGCUCCCUCCGCCUGGCCUCCACCGGGGUACGCGAGCUGGGCGGAGAGCGGUGCCAGGCGGUGGUGCAGGAGGAAGCAGAGGGUCUGAAGAAAUGCAGCGAGUUGCUGACCCCACCCCCACCGAGCAGCACCAUCAACGUGAUCACCGUAGACCGCAAGCUGGAAGACGGGCAGAAGAACCUCCGGCAGCUGCGUGCCGACCUUCAGCGGCUGGGCCAGGGCCUGCAGGAAGCGGAACACGCCUGCUGCCACAAGACGGGUGGCGCGCAGCUGCGUGGGAUGCUGGCCGCUGCGGAGGAGAUGCUGGGCAAACAGAACCAGGCUCUGCUGCAGAUCCAGAGGGACUGGCAGCUGGUGAAGGCAGACCUCCGGCAGAAGACGGAAAGUCUGUCCAGCCUGCAGCGUGGUGCCCCGACCGCGACUGGCUGCUGCAGAAAGAGAAGCCAGCGGGGUGUUGGGUCUGAUCCAGAGGACCAGCGCCAUGGGAAGAAGCCUUUCCUGUAUGCCGCAUCCCGGGACGGCACUCCGGCUCGCAGCGGCGCUCCCUCCGGCACGCCGCACCCCCGGAUCCUGCGUGCCCGUCAGCCGAGCCCCCCUCCCAGCCCCUCUGUCUUCAAACCCCGGGUCCUGUUGUGACGAGACCCACUAUUAGCAAAGGGGAGACCCUCUGGUCAUGUCUGAAUAGUGUAUAGGCACGGCAGUUCUGUUUGUAUAUUAUUUUUUAACGAGAGACGCGUGUGUCUCUUUCCUUGUGGCUGUGACGCGUUUCUCUGUCCUUUUAGGUUUCUGACUUGGAAAACCUUAGAGUACCGAUUAAUGUGUUUGUUUGUCUCUGCAUCUCAUUUGUUUGACUUUCGUCGUACUUUUCGUUUCAUCAAUUUGCUGUAAUAUAUAAGAGGGGGGGGGUGUUUGUGGUGAACCACCACUAUUUAUGUUUGGGAACCGGUCUUGGUGAACCUUUUGGCAGUAAUGGGUGGCUAAGUGUUUAGCCUUGAUGCUGAAGUGCGUCUAGAUUUGCGUUUUUAUAGCUAAAGUGCCUGUGAAAGGUCUGCACUAAUCCCAAUGUGCUUCUCAGAUAUACUUGACUGUGCAAUAUAGUCGGAAAAUUUAAUAUACAGAGUUAUUCUCUUAGAUUAAAGGAUCUUUGAAUGGA